AUGAGGGAAUCAAACUUUGAUAAUAUAAACACAUAUGCCGUUGACUACUUUUUGGGACAAGGAUUUCGUGUGUUCUUUGAGCGUACUAUGCAUGAUGUCAAAGCUGGGACAUUCGUGUUUGAUGGAGGAAAAGAAGUUGACAAACUGUAUCUCGGACAAGCUUUCCACAUUUUGAUUGGAUUCACCUUGUCCAAAUCAUCUACUGCAGAUAGAGAAGAAGACGUCAGGGCCUCCAAUAUAGAAGAGUUCCAUAAUAAUUCAACCAUAACGCUAAUUGAUCGCAUAUUGAAUAAUCAACAUCCUGGCGAUUUCAGUUUUCCACGGUUGUCCACGAUUGAGUUGGUCGAAGAGGUUAGCAAAGGCUACGUAUUCCAUGAACUGGAACAUUCCAGCAAAAAAACACAAACCAAGUUGUACGAAUUACUUUUGCAAGUUUUGGAAGAGAAUUUGUGCCUUCAAAUAACUGGGGAAGGAAUCUCAAAGGAUUUGCUUGUGUACGCGUUACAAUAUGUGAAAGCGCUUAAAAGCCGUGUAAAAGGAUGUGAGUUAUACCUUGAUUACAUUCUCAGUGUUUUCGAUAGAUACAAUAGAGGUGAUGUUCCGUAUCAAAAAUUUAUUGAAACCUUCCGAACAAAACUAUUGUCAAGUUUAAAUGUCUUAGCAUCCGGCUUGAAUGAAGCAAGUCAAUCAACCGAGAACUUGCUAAACGAACUACGAGAAAGGGGUAAUAACUUAAUGUCAUUUCAAAGCUUUGCUCAAGCAAUAAAAGUCUACACUGAAGCCUUGUUACUAGCUCCGCCAUUUACAUAUGCUGAUGAAUCACAGAUCUACACCAACAGAGCCAUUGCGUUUAUUGGUCUCAACUGUGUCCCUGAAGCUAUAGACGAUUUGAAUACUGCGAUUUUCUUAGACCGUGCAUUUACUCCAGCUUGGACCCAAUUGGGCUAUUGUCAUUUGUAUAUGGGGAAUGGGUUGCUUGCUUUGGAAUGUUACAACAUUGCUUUGAAGUCCUCUAUUGGGGAGGUAUUGCCUAACAAUUUUCCCAAAAGUGGAGCUAUUGUGGAUGAAUAUAGAGCCUUGAGGUUAAAAACCAUUUUGCCCCAGUUUAUCAAAAGAUUGAGUUCAGCUAUUGCAUUGACUGAAAAGAGAGCAUACCAACAAAACGUUCCGGAAGAGAAAAUCAAAAACAUCAUUAGUGAUGUAAGGAAGUUGCUCGCCCGAUUAAGAGCUGUUGGGCCCGAAGACGAUCGUGAUUGCUUUACGUAUAUGCCUGUUUAUCGUGACUCGUCUUUGAGAGAUCUUUCACAAAGACUCAAUGAAAGUCGUCCAAGUAUAUUAACCCCCGAAGUGUCGCAGAACAUGCUUGCGAGGAACGGGAUGGAGACGGCCACUGUAACACAAAUAGAGAGACCACCUCAUGUGAACUUGGAGCGUGAUCGUGGUGCUGGAGACAGGGCAAGAAGUCCAGAAGUACAAGUGUUCGGUCCCAUGAACUCUGAAGCAUGGCCACUUAGUAGUCUCAGAGACAUGAUAGGGGAUAUCACCGAAGGAGGCUUGAGAACCGGAGAGCAAAAUGUACAACAACCUCCACCAGCAAGAGGAGCCCUGGGCAACGAUGCUGGUUCUGGGCAUCUUAAUAACCCUACAAACACUACUUCGAAUGAGAAUGCAAAUCGAUCACCUAGACCCAACGAACGGCCAAAUUUUACAAAUAUAUUACCUGACGCACUUCGCAAUGUUUUAAGUCCUGGUAUAUUAAGCACUUUUGAAAGAUUUACUCAGGGUGAUGGAAACGGAGCCAUGUUUGUCAAUGGAGUCGAGGCUUCAAAUAGUAACAACGAUAGUCAAGGUGGUGAUAAUGCAAAUCGUACAGAAAACGGACAGCAAGCGGAUAGUCGGACACAGAAUUCUCUGGCAACAGAGGCUGGAAACUCCAGCAAUGCCACGAAUGAAAGAAACCAAGGGCGUUCGAGAGACGUACCAUUUGAUUUAGACUUACAUGAUGAUCAAGAGUUGGACUGA
This is a messenger RNA of Lodderomyces orthopsilosis Co 90-125, 2022 nucleotides long. RefSeq names its product tetratricopeptide repeat protein. Lineage: Eukaryota; Fungi; Ascomycota; Pichiomycetes; Serinales; Debaryomycetaceae. Gene Ontology annotation, cellular component: membrane; TRC complex. Gene Ontology annotation, biological process: post-translational protein targeting to endoplasmic reticulum membrane. Gene Ontology annotation, molecular function: molecular adaptor activity; protein binding. The record is from RefSeq and is a predicted model, not a curated record. The transcript has a single exon. The coding region runs from base 1 to 2022 and encodes 673 amino acids.